AAGCUUCCCAGCCACGCAGGCAGCACGAGGCGUGUAGAUAUGGGAAGGGGACUGGGGGUUGAGUUGAGAAUGGAGACGAAUGGUGGUUAAGAUUUUGUGCUGAGUGAAGGACGGCGAUUUAAAGGUUCCAGAGGUGGAGAGGUGGUGGGUUGAGGGCGCAGAAUGGUGAGUUGAAGGUGGAGAGUGGAGAGAGGUGAGUUGAGAGUGGUACGUUGAGGGUGGUGAGUUGAAGGUGGAGAGUGGUAAGUUGAGAGUGGUGAGUUGAGAGUGGAGAGUGAAGAGUUGAGAGUGGAUAGUGGUGAGUUGAGGGUGGAGGGUGGUGAAUUGAGAGUAGUGCGGGUGGAGAGUGGCGAGUCGAAGGUGGGAGAGUGGAGAGUGGUGAAUUGAGGGUGGAGAGUUGAGGAUGGAGAGGUUGGAGGGGGCAUGAACAUCAGCAGGAGGAGGGCCUCCCUGAGCGGUGACGUCACGCCACCGCGGGCCAUUUAAAGCGCGCGGCGCGAGCGGGUGCGUGCGCUCCGCGUCUCGGCACCGCGCGUUCCCGGCGUGCUGCUGCUGCUGGUGGUGGGGGUGGCCACAUGUUCGCCAUGGAUUACCCGUUCCUCCACAGCAGCGCCGGCUACGACGCGCCGAUUCACAGCGCCGUGGACUCCGCGGGGCUCCCGUCCGCGUACGUGGACUUGAGUCCGUGCGCGCAGCCUGGCGGGUUCCAGUACCCGCCGCUGAGGACGGCGUGGGGACCAGGCGUGGGCGCUCUGCGUGAGUCGCUCACGCCCACCUACAGCUCGGUCCCCUACAAGUUGUUCGGAGAGCCGGGCUCUCUGGCCGAGAAGCGGAAACAGCGCCGCAUCCGCACGACGUUCACGAGCGCGCAGCUGCGCGAGCUGGAGCGCGUGUUCGCCGAGACUCACUACCCCGACAUCUACACACGGGAGGAGCUCGCGCUCAGCAUCGACCUCACGGAGGCGCGCGUGCAGGUUUGGUUCCAGAACCGCCGCGCUAAGUUCCGCAAGCAAGAGCGCGCAGCCGCGGCGGCCAAAGGCGGCGCGCAGCACGGGGCGCGCGCAGCGGGAGGCGAGGAGCCCGACGCGUCCGGCGCGGGGAUCAGGGAGGCCAAAGCGCCGGUGCCGGACAGCACGGGGCCCGGCGCGGGGCCCGGCGCGGGGCCCGGCGCGGGGCCCGCCGCGGGUCCCUGCACGGGGCCCGCGGCGUGCGAGCUCGGCCAAGGGAUCGUGCCCACGCCGGCGACCUCGUCCGCUGGGAGCCCCAGGCCGCAGUCACUGGGCUGGGCAGGGCCCCCGCCGAGGGUCCCGGAACCCCUCGGAGGGCCCUUCGCCAGCGUCUUGUCCUCGCUGCAGCGACACUUGCCGCACAAACAGGGACCCUAG
Messenger RNA from Petromyzon marinus (sea lamprey), 1385 nucleotides. RefSeq names its product paired mesoderm homeobox protein 2A-like. Gene Ontology annotation, biological process: regulation of transcription by RNA polymerase II. Lineage: Eukaryota; Metazoa; Chordata; Hyperoartia; Petromyzontiformes; Petromyzontidae. Gene Ontology annotation, molecular function: RNA polymerase II transcription regulatory region sequence-specific DNA binding; DNA-binding transcription factor activity, RNA polymerase II-specific. The record is from RefSeq and is a predicted model, not a curated record.